UGUUGCGCAUUCACGACAUGCCUGUCUCACUGUCCGUUUGGCGCAAAGCCCGUUCUCCCAAAGUUUCAGUGGCAACCAGUGAAUUGUAGCUUGUCUGUCGCAGUAAAAUUAAAUUGCUGGUUUCGAAACUCCCCGAGGAGAACCGGACGCAUUCCAGGCAAUAUAGCGGCGGUGUAAUUAUUGUUUACUGCACAAGAUUGGGGAGGCGGUGCAAUUUUGGAUCCUGCUUUAAUAUUGGAUCUUUACUGUUUGAACAACUAAAAAUGGGAACAAUGGGAUUCACAACAAUGUACAAGACUGCUGAGGUUACACAUUCUUUAGAAAAUACUAGAGUGGUAGACUUCCGAAGUGAUACAAUCAGUGUUCCUACGGAAGGUAUGAGGCGAGCAAUCUAUCAGGCGGAAGUGGGAGACGAUGUUAUGGGAGAGGAUCCCUCAGUUAAUGCACUGGAAAAGAAAGCAGCCAAGAUGUUUGGAAAGGAGGCAUCAAUUUUCGUCCCUAGUGGGACUAUGGGAAACCUGAUAGCAACAAUGGCACACUGUGAUCGUAGAGGCUGUGAAAUCAUUCUCGGAGAUAAGAGCCACAUGCUAUUAUGGGAACAAUCUGGACCAGCACAGUUGGGCGGGAUUCAGAUGACAACGGUUACCAACCUCCCGGAUGGAACUUUUAGCCUAGAGGAGAUGCUAACCAAAUUGCGGGAUGACUCUAACGUUCACACCACAACCACUUCUCUCAUCUGUGUAGAGAACACACACAACUGGUGUGGUGGACUGCCCCUUCCACUGCCUUGGAUGGAACAGCUGGCCACGAUCUCGCGAGAACUGAAGAUCCCCCUGCAUAUGGACGGUGCCCGAGUGUUCAACGCUGCGCUCUGCUGCGACAUGUCAGUGGCAAAACUAUGCAAAGACUUCUCCUCUGUGUCUGUAUGCCUUAGUAAGGGUCUUGGUGCACCUAUUGGCUCAGUGUUGGUCGGUGACAAGCAGUUCAUCACCAAGGCACGCCGCCUGCGGAAGGUGGUAGGUGGAGGGUGGCGGCAAGCUGGCAUUGUGGCAGCAGCGGGUCUCUAUGCCCUGGAGAACAUGGUGGAUCGUCUCGCGGUGGACCACUCAAGGGCACGAACUAUAGCCGAAGGUGAGUCAGAUUUAGAUUAUCAGACAAUCAGUCAAUACAAUCUUUUUCAUUCUGCACAAUUGUGCAUCAAAUGGUGUCAGGAGAAUUGUUACAAGUAAAACUAAAGAUAUAGU
Homalodisca vitripennis (glassy-winged sharpshooter) is the source of this 1244-nucleotide messenger RNA. RefSeq names its product probable low-specificity L-threonine aldolase 2. The record is from RefSeq and is a predicted model, not a curated record. Gene Ontology annotation, cellular component: cytosol. Gene Ontology annotation, molecular function: L-allo-threonine aldolase activity. NCBI's taxonomy places the organism in Eukaryota, Metazoa, Arthropoda, Insecta, Hemiptera, Cicadellidae. Gene Ontology annotation, biological process: glycine biosynthetic process; L-threonine catabolic process.